CCCAGCCAAGCCAAAGUCGCCUGUGCGUCGGCUGCACGACAAUCCGUGCAAGUUUUCGCAUGUACUUCGCGUGUUGUCAUGUCCGGCGCCAAAACAUGUUGUUUGGAUCUAAAAUUGCUUGACCAUUGAGAGUGCGCUUCUUUCACGUCCUUACUGAUCACUCGGUCAUUUUAAAGCAGUAAUCAUGGCCAGGAACGCCGGUGAUAUCGAUGAUCCACCCAGAAAACCGGUUAUGUUCAUGGGCCGCAACAUAGAAGAAAUACCUUGCUUUAGGCAAGUUUUCAUCACUGGAAUUCUCAGCGGCCUUGGCAUAGGAUUUGGCACGUUUAUGCUGACAAGCAGGCCUCGGCGGUCCGCAGACGCAGCCGUGUAUUCGUUCGUCGGCAUUACAAUGUUCUACUGGUUUUACUGUCGGUACCAGUUCUCUGUACAGAACUUCGAGUAUCGGAGGUUGCAGAGGGAGAUCCAGGCGGCCAUUGUUGAACGAGGCAGUGACCAGAAGCCAGACAAGCCGAAGCCAAAACUAGAAGAUGCAUAACACGUGCGACCAGUGAAGGUAACAAUGUCCCCGCCUGCAAAUUUAUACUGUAGUAAAUAUUAUUCAUUACCAUA
This is a messenger RNA of Dermacentor silvarum, 612 nucleotides long. RefSeq names its product cytochrome c oxidase assembly protein COX20, mitochondrial (gene l(3)87Df). The coding region runs from base 185 to 538 and encodes 117 amino acids. Gene Ontology annotation, biological process: mitochondrial respiratory chain complex IV assembly. The transcript has 4 exons. Lineage: Eukaryota; Metazoa; Arthropoda; Arachnida; Ixodida; Ixodidae. Gene Ontology annotation, cellular component: mitochondrion; mitochondrial inner membrane. The record is from RefSeq and is a predicted model, not a curated record.